CCUGGUGAGGCACGCUCAGAACAUAGCAGCCACGACACCAUCGUCGACAUGGACAUUACACCGAACGAGAAACCCCCGACUCCCAAGGGAGACACCAAGGGGGAGGAUAAGACAAGCUCGAGCGAUGAGGCGUCCCAAAGCGAGGAGAUGGUCCGCCGACACUCCAUCGUGCGCGAUCUCGCUCGUCAAUACACCAACACAUCGGCUCACUUCCAAGGCAUUCAGGCAGAUCUCUUCAAUGCAGCCGAUCCCGAUUCUCCCUUCAACCCUCAAAGCGAAAAGUUCAACGCUAGAGCUUGGGCCAAGUCUGUGUCCAAGUUUAUGGGCGACAAUGGCUCUGGCUUUCGACAGAGCGGUAUUUGCUUUGAGAACAUGAACGUCUUUGGCUACGGUGCUGAGACAGACUACCAAAAGGAUGUUGGUAACAUCUGGCUGAGUAUUCCAGGCAUGGUGCGAGAAGUCUUUCAACCCACCGCAGGUAAGCGAAGGAUCGAUAUUCUUCGUGGCUUUGACGGUGUUGUCAAUGCCGGAGAAAUGCUCGUUGUUCUCGGCCCCCCUGGCUCAGGAUGUUCUACAUUCCUCAAGUCAUUAUCCGGCGAGACCAACGGUAUCUACAUAGACGACAAGACAUACUUCAACUACAACGGUAUCACCUCCGAGGAGAUGCACAAGUAUCACAAGGGUGAAACCAUCUACACCGCUGAAGUCGAUGUUCACUUCCCUAUGCUUUCGGUCGGCGACACACUCACCUUUGCCGCGCGCGCUCGAUGCCCUCAGAACUUGCCCAAGAAUAUCAACCACAACCAGUACAGCGACCACAUGCGAGAUGUUGUCAUGGCCAUGUACGGCAUCAGCCACACCGUCAACACGCAGGUUGGUGAUAAUUACAUCCGAGGUGUAUCAGGAGGAGAACGAAAGCGCGUAACCAUCGCCGAAGCAACACUCUCAAACGCACCCUUCCAGUGCUGGGAUAACUCAACCCGAGGUUUAGAUUCCGCCAACGCGGUCGAGUUCUGCAAAACCCUCCGUUUACAAUCCGAGCUGUUCGGUCAGACAUGCGCUGUCUCUAUCUAUCAAGCUCCCCAGUCAGCGUACGAUCUGUUUGACAAGGCCCUCGUUAUUUACGAAGGACGCCAGAUCUUCUUCGGACGCGCCGACGAGGCGAAGCAGUACUUUAUCAAUCUCGGCUUCAAGUGUCCCGAUCGUCAAACCACGCCCGACUUCCUUACUUCCAUGACUGCACCAGCCGAGCGCGUCGUGCGUCCUGGCUUCGAGGGCAAGGUCCCGCGCACACCCGAUGAGUUCGCCGCGUGCUGGAAGGAAUCCCGCGAGUAUCAGCUCGUCCGCUCCGAGAUCGACACCUACAAGAAUCUCUAUCCGCUCAACGGUCCCGCCGCCGAGGCGUUCCGCGAGAACAAAAAGUCCGCCCAGGCAAAGGGCCAGCGUCCCAAGUCCCCCUUCACCCUGUCGUACAUGCAGCAAGUCCAACUCUGCCUCUGGCGAGGCUGGAAGCGUCUCGUCGGUUCACCGGGUGUUACAAUCUUUGCGCUUAUAGCAAAUACGUGCACAGCAUUUAUCGCUUCUUCUCUCUUCUACAACAUGCAGCCCACAACGGAUGACUUCUUCAAACGCGGUGCUGUUCUCUUCCUCGCCGUCUUGUCCAACGCCUUCUCAUCUGCUCUCGAGAUUCUGACUCAGUAUGCUCAACGUCCUAUUGUUGAGAAACAUGCGCGCUACGCUUUUUACCAUGCUUCUGCCGAGGCCUUUGCUUCUGUUCUGGUUGAUAUGCCGUACAAGAUCAGUAAUAGUAUUAUAUUCAACCUCAUUCUUUACUUCAUGACGAAUCUUAACAGGGAGGCGGGUGCAUUCUUUUUCUACCUCCUUGUUUCAUUCAUCAUGGUCCUCGCCAUGUCUGGUAUUUUCCGAUCUAUCAUCACUAACAUGCAUCUCAGUGCUUCACUCUCUCGCACCCUCUCACAGGCCAUGGUUCCCGCUUCGCUCCUGAUUCUUGCCCUCGUCAUUUUCGCCGGCUUCGUCAUUCCAACCGACUACAUGCUCGGAUGGUGUCGAUGGAUCAAUUAUCUCGAUCCAGUCGCUUACGCCUUCGAGUCCCUCAUGGUCAACGAGUUCUCCGGCCGCAACUUCACCUGCACGGCCUUCGUCCCUAGCAACUCUGUCGCCGGAUACGAGAAUGCAGGCGGCUUGAACCGAGCUUGUACAACUGUUGGCAGUGUUCCUGGCAGCUCUAUAGUUAGCGGCGAUGCUUUCCUCAACGUAAAGUACAAGUACUUCCACGCUCACAAGUGGCGCAAUGUCGGUAUCAUCAUCGCCAUGACCAUCUUCAACCACAUUGUCUACAUCACCGCUACCGAGUACAUCUCUGCCAAGAAGUCAAAGGGUGAAGUCCUCGUCUUCCGUCGCAGCCACAUGCCCACUUCCACCAAGUCCAAGGCUGACCCCGAGUCUGCUGUCGCUGGCCCUGUUCCCACCGCUGAGAAGUACAACAACGAGAACGCCAACAUUCAGCGCUCCACUAGCGUCUUCCACUGGAACAAUGUGUGCUACGACAUCAAGAUCAAGGGCCAACCACGACGUAUUCUCGACAAUGUUGACGGAUGGGUCAAACCAGGAACUCUCACAGCUCUCAUGGGUGUAUCAGGUGCCGGAAAGACCACUUUGCUCGACUGUCUCGCCGAUCGAAUCUCAAUGGGCGUCAUCACCGGUGAAAUGCUCGUCGAUGGCAAGAUCCGUGACUCAUCAUUCCAGCGAAAAACAGGAUACGUGCAGCAGCAAGAUCUUCACCUCGAGACCAGCACCGUCCGUGAAGCCUUGACUUUCUCUGCUCUUCUUCGCCAGCCUGCCUCCACACCGCGCUCCGAGAAGAUCGCCUACGUUGAUGAAGUCAUCAAGCUGUUGGACAUGCAAGAGUAUGCCGACGCAGUCGUUGGUGUCCUCGGCGAGGGUCUCAACGUUGAACAGCGCAAGCGUCUUACCAUUGGUGUUGAGCUCGCCGCCAAGCCUCCCCUGCUUCUCUUCGUCGACGAACCUACUUCCGGUCUUGACUCACAGACGUCCUGGGCUAUUCUCGAUCUUCUCGAGAAGCUCUCCAAGGCAGGCCAGUCUAUCUUGUGUACCAUCCAUCAACCGUCCGCAAUGCUCUUCCAGCGCUUUGACCGUCUUCUCUUCCUCGCAAAGGGCGGACGCACCAUCUACUUUGGCGACAUUGGCGAGAACUCGGAGACCUUGACCAACUACUUUGUCAAGAACGGCUCUGAUCCUUGCCCCAAGGGUGAAAACCCUGCUGAGUGGAUGCUGGAGGUCAUCGGCGCGGCGCCUGGUUCACAUACUGAGAUUGAUUGGCAUCAAGUUUGGCGUCAGGGUCCCGAGUAUCAGGGUGUUCAGACUGAGCUUCAGCGUCUCAAGGCUGAGGGUGAGGCCCGCAACGAGCCCCACGAUAGCAACUCUGAGGAUUACCGCGAGUUUGCUGCGCCUUUCUGGGAGCAGCUUCGUGUUGCUGGUUAUCGAGUCUUCCAACAGUACUGGCGCACUCCCUCUUACAUCUACUCCAAGGCUGCUCUCGUCAUCCAACUCGGUCUCUUCAUUGGUCUCGUCUUCCUUAACGCUCCGUUGUCCAUUCAGGGCCUGCAGAACCAAAUGUUUGCUAUCUUUCAGGUCCUCACAGUCUUCGGUCAACUCGUUCAAGGACAGAUGCCUCACUUUGUUACCCAACGCUCCCUCUACGAAGUCCGCGAACGCCCCUCCAAGGCAUACAGCUGGAAGGUAUUCAUGCUCUCUCAGAUCGUUGCUGAGAUCCCAUGGAACUCUCUCAUGUCCGUCAUCUUGUUUGUCCUCAUCUACUAUCCCGUUGGAUUCCAGAAGAACGCCGAAUUCGCUGGCCAGACUGCCGAGCGAGGUGGUCUCAUGUGGCUUCUCUUCUGGCAAUUCCUCAUCUUCACAUGUACAUUCGCCAACAUGUGUAUCUCUAUCGUCGAUACCGCCGAAGCCGGAGGUAACAUUGCCAAUGUUCUCUUCAUGAUGUGCCUGCUCUUCUGUGGUGUCUUAGCGUCACCUUCCAACAUGCCCGGCUUCUGGAUCUUUAUGUAUCGAGUGUCUCCGUUCACGUAUCUGGUGUCUGCCAUCUUGUCGACCGGUCUCGCCAACACACACGUCACUUGCGCGGCCAAUGAGUACACCAAGCUCCAACCUCCCAGCGGCGAGGCCUGCCAACAGUAUCUCGGGACGUACAUUGACAAGAUGGGUGGCUACCUCCUCGACCCCAACGCCACUUCGGAAUGUAACUUCUGCCCCAUCAAGGAUACCAACGUUUUCCUCACGUCCCUCAGUUCCAGCUACGACCACCGAUGGAGGGACUUUGGUAUUGGAAUGGUGUACAUUGUCUUCAACAUCUUUGGAGCCUUAUUCCUUUACUGGCUUGUUCGCAUGCCCAAGAACAAGAACAAGGCCAAGAAGUAA
Molecule: messenger RNA, 4473 nt
Organism: Fusarium oxysporum Fo47
Lineage: Eukaryota; Fungi; Ascomycota; Sordariomycetes; Hypocreales; Nectriaceae
Product: ABC-2 type transporter-domain-containing protein
Exons: 3
Coding region: 49-4473 (1474 amino acids)
Biological process (GO): transmembrane transport
Cellular component (GO): membrane
Molecular function (GO): ATP hydrolysis activity; ATP binding; ABC-type transporter activity
Source: RefSeq, a predicted model, not a curated record